CCUUUGCUCCAUGCCUCCCUCCGUCAGAUGCUCUUCUUCUCUUUACUCUUCUUGCCGCCUCUACAGAGAUACGAUACGAUAGAUCAACGCCAGCUCGCGCUUUCAUGGAACUGAGAAUCCCUCUUGUUCUGUAACCUUCGCCCCGGCCGCUGGUCUUACUAUCAGCUUCAGCUUGCUGCUCCCCUCUACAUACCCGGAAUAUGCUAUGAGCAUCGAGAAUUCCCCGCUCCUGUCCACGCACUCUUGCGUAUCCUGAGCUUGAUGUGCAUCUCAAACCCUCCCUCGUGUCUGUGGUCCGCAAACUCGAUACAAUAAGAAAAGUUCUGCUGCCGCAUAGUCCCUCCACUCUCCUUUAGCAUUUGGACUGUUUGUAGCCCCACUCGAGGCUCCAUGUCUCCCCCUGGGGACGUAGCUGAAACCCCGGAACACAAAAGCGCAGGCGGCCUUGCCAGUGUCUUCAAGAGCUUGACUGGGAGCAAGCCUCUCAGGACCCAGGCGCCAGCCUCGAUAUCGCAGAAAUUCAAUGGAACCAGUUCCCCGAAGAAGGCAAUCUAUGGAGGCCCGCCGAAUUACGAACAAUUAUUCGAACAAUUGAAGGUUGGGAAUCCUCUUGCAGAUAGACUUGCUGCGGCAGAGUCCCUCCGCCAUUCUGUGCAAGACUAUCCACUUAGUAGUGUGACGAGCAUCUUCAAGGAAGGAAAAGAUCUUAUCGAAUCGUCCAAACCCGUAGAAGCCAGAGUUGUAGGAUUCGAGCUUUUAACUGCUUGUGUCCAGCAUGCUUCUUCGACUGAUCCGGAACGUUUAGCAUAUUUCCGCGUCCUUACUGCUCCUGCCAACCCCGAUGAUUUCCAUCUGCAACUUGCAUCUGUAAUCGAGUUGGCGAAACAUGGCAGGGAUCUCUCUGGAUUCCACUACAAUGUUUUUCCCUUGCUGACUUCCUGGUUGCGUCAAACGUUUAAUGUGAUUUCGGCCGCACGUAAGCACGCAGGCCGACACAAUCGGGCCCAAAAGGGCAAAGCUCCCCUCGGCGAAGAAACGAAUCUAGCAUUGCUCUUCGAAUUCAUCGUUGACGUGAUUAAGUUCAGCUUCAAUGUUUCGAAUGAAGAGACUGUUAGUGAUCUUAUGGACGUUAUCCUAUACAUCUGCGUUCAUACCCCCCAGCCGAAUGAUUUGAAAGCCUGCAUUAAUGUUAUCGAUGCGACCAUCACAUAUGGAGAGAUCCCCAGCAACAAACUUGCGGAUUGUAUCAAGGUGCUCUGUUCUAUACAUUGCCUCGUCGACACUAUACAGCCAGAAGCAUGGCGCUCCAUCAGCAAUCUCUGCAGGUCUCAUAAUGGCCAGACAACGGUCAGGAUCCUACUAGAUAUCCUUCGGAACCCCCCUUCCGAUGGCGCCAAUGAGAAACAGACAGUCCGUGAAAUACGAGGGGCUUUAUCUGUGUUGGAAAAGCUAUUUGCGAAGGAUGGUAAAGAUGGCUAUCCGCUUGUGCCCAUGUCUCUCCUAAUGGAUGCACUCAUGAGAGUCGUGAGCAUCGAACACGGAAAGGUCGAAACCGACAUAAUGCGGCUGAUCCUCUCCCUUUUCGAUGAUGGGGAGCAAGGAGUAUUGGAGAAUGUCAUGGAAGAGGAUUGGUCAGUAUUGUUUGACGUGGUCCGCAAAUGCUCUCGCCGAGCAUUAGAAACCCCCGACGGCCGUCCACUCACCACCCGAUCUCGCGGAGCAAGUCCUGUGGGCAAAGAACAGGUGCCUGAACAGGUGUCUGAACAGGUGCCUGCUACCACUGUGGGCCAAACUCUGUAUAGUCUUAUUAUCCGAAUUGAGGAGCUUCUUAUCAGAUCCUCUACAGGUGAUUUUUUUCAGAGAGCCGACUGCAUCAAGUUCUUCAUCGAUGUCCAUCCUCACCUCCCGGAAUCAUGUGCCAAACUCGUUAUCGAUUACUAUAUAGAGUAUCGAUGUUGCUAUCCUUCAGAUGUGCAGUGGCAAGAGAAUAUUAAGAUGAUUCUGGGUGCCUUUUUUGCAGACCGGUCGCAACCAGCACAUAUCCGAUUGCAUGCUCUCAAAGCUGUCACUGAUGUCUUUGAGGUAGUCGAAAUGAUGGAUGAGCAUGUGGAUCCUGAUUGUGUAUGGACUUUUGUCACCGCUAUCCUCGAGGAUGUUGCAAACGAGAAGGAUAUUGCAAUUCUACAAGAGGUGGUUGCCUUUUCUGUGGCUGUUGCUGUGACUGCGGAUGAAUCUCUGUUCAGUUGGAUCAUCGACUCCAUACACGGGAUUAUUGCGAGUGAUCGACUCCAGCCGCAGCCCGGAUCUCCUACUGGGUCUCGACAUAGCUUGGUUGGAACGAAUCGGCCUACAUCCUCCGUUGUGCCAAACCCCUUGGUACAAACACCAUCCAAUGUGGCCACCAAAGGUUUGGUCCAAAUAUUCAUGAGGACCAUGGACAGUUCAGGUCCAAAAUCUCUUCGGGUGUUUGAUGAGUUACUCUGGGUUACGAAAUCUCACGAUUGCGAAACCGAUGCACGCAUUUCAGCGAUGAAGAUGCUGUUUAGAUUGAGAGCCGACUGGGCAAACAGGAUUUUCUUGACUCCUUUCACCGAAUCAGAUGCAUUAGCAGCCUCUCUCUUCCGUACAGCGACCUCGUUGGCAAGAAAACAAGCCACGGAUGAGGCAUCUCACUACGGUCGAUCUUUCCGAGCUGAAGACGCAAGUACUGUUCGUAUCGCAAGAAGCCCUUCCUUCGGCCAGGGUCAUUCUCAAGGCAGACUUCCGCUUCGGACAAGCAGUGGUGUGAAUAGGACGCUUCAGAAAAGUCCUCAGUUGUGGAUGUAUCCUGACCCUGAUGCGCUUCCCGAGACAGCAUCCAACAAAGCCAGUUCGUUGCUGGCUUCUUUCAUCGAAUUCGAAGAAGAUGAUCACGGCGUACCAACUCCAUCGAGUCAAGUCGCAUUAAACAUCGGUCUGUAUCUUGAAACUAUCGUUAAUCUCCUAACGCAUGGUUGUGAUUGGGAGGUCUACAGCUACAUUCUCGUACACUUGGCCUCUCAGUUGACGAAUCAUGCUUUAUUCAAGGGUGCUGUUCCACAGAUCAAAUUAUUGAGAGAUCUCUUAUGUGAGCAGAUCAAAAACAAUACCUUUUAUGAACCUCCGGUAUCUUCGGGACUGCGCAAGGCUGAUGUCGCGAUCUGCCUCUUUCAGACAUUAGCGAUGAUCGUGAGUUACCAUAGAUAUUUCUCCAAGGGUGAAGAAGACGACAUUGUAAGGACAUUUGCCCAAGGCGUAGGGACGCUGGAUCGGGCAUCCAAGUGUUGCAUCCACGCCCUCUCUAUAUGUUGCCACGAGCUCCCUGCAUCAACAAGCAAGGCACUUGUGACCAUCCUUCAAAAGAUGUCGCAAAUCAUCACGCAAUCUCAUGUGGCAGUGCACAUUCUGGAGUUUCUAGCUUGUCUUGCUAGAUUACCGAAUCUGUACGUCAACUUCCGAGAGGAGCAGUAUCGGACGGUCUUUAUGAUGUGUUUUCGAUAUCUGCAAUACGUGCGAGACAAGCCAACCAAGGAAUACUCCAGUCGAAACAGUCACCAACCCAGCCGGAAUUCCGGCGUCUCGUCGGAUGGUUCCCGGAGUACCACUGAUAGUAAUCUCGCGGAUAGCAAUUUCCAGCCAACCGCCUCUGAUGACCUGCCACAAUAUGUGUACGCCCUGGCUUAUCAUGUCAUAAUAUUUUGGUUCCUGUCCUUGAAGCUCACAGAUCGUGCUGGUCAAGUCGGCUGGAUUACCAAGAAUCUUGUGUCGACCGAUGUUAACGGCAAGGAAAGGAUUGACGAGCAGGCGCAGGUCACACUAGAUUUCAUGCAGCGAGUAGCAUAUGCAGAUGUUGACGAGUCGGCUGCCGACCCUACUUUCACUCGCGAUCAAUUUGGAGAAAUCUUGAAGAAACGGUGGAUAGUUGGUCAAAGCAUCGUAACCGUUGAGCAAGCAACACGGGGAGGAUGGGCUCAGAUCACCAAGCGCCAGCCAUCGGGGACUUCUUGCUACACCAUACGUGAAAAGUUCACAAGACCCCCACCUCACCAGAGCCAUUAUCCUCAGGAGACAAUACGAGAUACUCGACAUUCAGAUGCGAAUGUCGUCCUUCCAAGUCAUCUUCUCCUUCAGUUAACGGCGUCGAUUCCUCAAUCAAACGACACAUUGCGCCCCAUUCCACUCCCUGAUGACGAGAGAACACAAAGGGCUAUCUCGUCUUUUGAUCGCAAUUUCACGGUUGACGGCCACAAAGUUGGCGUUAUCUACAUUGGAGAGAAUCAAACCCAGGAAGUUGAGAUCCUUGCAAAUAUCAUGGGCAGCAGCGAUUAUACGACCUUCCUAUCAGGCCUCGGGACUCUCACCAAGCUGAAGGGUGCCAAGUUCAAUACGCAGGGAUUAGAUCGUGAAUACGACUCUGAUGGCGAGUAUGCAUUCUGCUGGCGGGAUCGCGUUACAGAGAUAGUGUUCCACGUCACGACACAGAUGCCCACGAAUCUGGAUCACGACCCCCAGUGUAUCGGUAAGAAAAGACACAUUGGCAACGAUUUCGUGAACAUUAUCUUUAAUAACUCGGGGCUUCCAUUCCGAUUUGACACAUUUCCUUCGGAGUUCAAUUAUGUCAACAUUGUAAUUACACCAGAAUCGCGGGCAACCUUUGUCGCUACGCGCCAGCGGUCUGAAUCUCAUUCCAAGGACGCAUUCUAUAAAGUUCAGGUCAUGAGCAAGCCGGGGUUUCCAGAAAUAUCUCCUGCAUCGGAGACCAAGAUUGUCAGCUUGAUGGCUUUGCCUGGUUUCAUCCGCUUGGUCGCUCUGAACGCCUCGGUCUUCUCCCUGGUAUGGGCAAAUAGAGAAGGUGGCGAAUACGUCUCAUCCUGGCGAAAUCGACUCCGAGAGAUCAAUCGACUUCGGGAGAAGCAUGGACCGAAGCAGACGACUUCGCCGCCAAGUACUUCAAAUGGUUCAUCUUAUGAUACCAGAAACAUACGAGACAGUCUCAACAAUCUCCGUCGAGCUUCCGUUGCAAAUUUCUUGGCAGAUACUAGCGAGCCGAGCUCCCAACGGUCUUCUGUCCUUUCCAGUACCAGUACAGAGACUGAAGUUGCUCCUGGCAGUGGAGCAGAUGAAAGUAUUGUCGAUGAUCUUGACUUUUCCAGGUGGGCGUAAACGGGUCUGGGCGUUGAGAAUAAGGGGGAAAUACCACAAAAGUUAUUACUGUAUUUAUUUGACCUUUCUUCUCUUUUUAUUAGUAGCUGAUGUGAAUGACACGU
Messenger RNA from Amorphotheca resinae ATCC 22711, 5285 nucleotides. RefSeq lists its product as hypothetical. Gene Ontology annotation, biological process: positive regulation of GTPase activity; negative regulation of TOR signaling; regulation of small GTPase mediated signal transduction. Gene Ontology annotation, cellular component: TSC1-TSC2 complex; nucleus; cytoplasm. The coding region runs from base 391 to 5181 and encodes 1596 amino acids. The transcript has 3 exons. Gene Ontology annotation, molecular function: GTPase activator activity. NCBI's taxonomy places the organism in Eukaryota, Fungi, Ascomycota, Leotiomycetes, Helotiales, Amorphothecaceae. The record is from RefSeq and is a predicted model, not a curated record.